Molecule: messenger RNA, 384 nt
Organism: Paramuricea clavata
Lineage: Eukaryota; Metazoa; Cnidaria; Anthozoa; Malacalcyonacea; Plexauridae
Source: the annotation of a GenBank genome assembly
AUGAAGGAGCUACCUGACGACAAACUGACACUGAGUGCAAAUCAUCUUUGUAAAAUUUACCCAGGUGACCUUGAGCCGAGUCUUUCAGACGAUCUAUUACAGUUCUCUGCCUUCCUGAAAACCGAGCUUGCCGAGAGAUACCUGGAUUCGUCAAGCUCUGUAGAAGCACCAGUCCUUUCUGAAAUCCCUUCAUCGCCCACACCAUCUGAGGAUUCUUCAGCGCCAUCUUCACCAGUUACUACAACUCCAAGUGAUGAUGAAGAUAUGUCAUUCAACGAUGACAAUGAGCUGCAUGAGCAUGAUCAAACCAUGGAAUUCGAAAACAAUGAUGCAAUGAAACUAGAAUCACCGGAGGUUCGGAUGUACAAGCUAGAAACAAACUAG